AUGAGGCUCUUGUCGUUCGUGCCCUGCGGCUGCCGUGCUGGACCUAUCGACGACGCGCCGCCUGCGGAUCAGCUGCAGCAGCAGGCUGCUGCCACGACCACCGGCGCGGCGGCAAGGAGGAGGCGGAGGAGGGCCAGGUCGCUGGGCGGUUCGCCGCAGUGGAGGCCGGCGCUUGGGGACAUCUAUGAGGGUGUCGCGGUGGACGUGGGCAAGGCCGCAGCGGGUGGGCGCGUCGUCCCGGCCAGGCCCGGCAGGGUGGCCUCCAGGGUCCUGCCCCGCGCGCACAGUGACGAAUACAGGCACAUCGAGACGGCGUCGUCGAUGCCGGCGUUCGCGCCGACGGCGUUCCUGUUCUGA
Triticum turgidum subsp. durum (durum wheat) is the source of this 357-nucleotide messenger RNA. Lineage: Eukaryota; Viridiplantae; Streptophyta; Magnoliopsida; Poales; Poaceae. The record is from the annotation of a GenBank genome assembly.